CUUUUGUCCUUGUCAUUGUCAACGGGUAUGUCGACGCUGCUCGCUGUGGCGUUUAGAAGGUGUGCACGCUGUGGCGCACAUGGGCUGCACUCAGGCUCGCUUCCGCUAGCUCCGGUCUGUCGCCGAGGCUCCUGUCGACCCCCACAGGCUCCUCACCGCCUCCCAUGCGUGCAGCUCACCGCCUCUGACCAUCCCACCUCAACACACCUCCGCAUCACAUCGACCACCAGACAGCUUCUGGCUGGCGCGCAAACGUCACCGAACAGCCACGGACAGCUCGGCCCAACUCGCCCAGUUGUGUGGCACGGGACAAGGCUGCACAUCUAGCCUUGCUCGGACAUUGUAGCUCUAACUCUCUGCCUGCGACCUGCUGGAACUCAAUCGCCCACGGCGACUUCUCGUGUCUCCCCACCGUUCCGUGUCUAGCCAGGGGGUGGCGACUCGGCGGUGACCCGACCUUGUGCUUUAUACCGACCACCGACUCGCCAUGGCUCGCGGGAUCUCGACGCUGCUGACCUCGACGACGCCGCGCGCACUCGCCCCGGCGAGGGUCUCCAUUGGACAUGUACAGCUCCGUGAUGUUGUAAUCUGCCCCCAUGACAAGGGCCUAGUAACUUAUCCUCACCAUUUCUCUAUUGUGGAACACGACAUACACGCCCCCAAUUCGGCUCCCCGGACACUUGCCGAACUCGAUUUCAUUCCCAACUCCGUGUCUGCUCUUCCAAUCCCCGGCACAGAUGACACUGUACUCGCAGCGGGUGGUCAAGAGGCCGAGCUGUACCUCAGCGUGUUCUCUUCCACUUCGAGCGGCUACAGCAGCACAGGAAUCCCUCGCCGACCAGCGCGAGGAUUCGGAAAGAAGCAGUGGGAGAACAAGUUCACCAUCGAACCAGGCUCUAUCAACAACUCUGUGUCCCUCACAUCGAUCAACCUGACGCGGUCAAACGAAAGCAGUGUUGAGCCCCGCUUGGUCGUGAGCAACAACGACCACACCAUCAAGUUCUUCGAGAUUGGCAUGCGACGGAACAAAUCAAACGCGCCGAGACUGCAGGACGGCGGCCAGCUCAAGUUAGACGUCGCUGUCAACCAUUCGUCCAUCUCCCCGGACGGACGGACGCUCCUGUGCGUCGGCGAUUCGCCCGAUGUCUUCUUGUAUCGCAUUAGGGGCGGAGCACACCUCAGUUUCGAUCCGAUAUCGAAGCUGUCACUCGCACCAUAUAUCGCCAAUAGCCCUUACUACUACACGCCUUCGACAUUGUCGAUCAACUCGGUUCCCGCGUCGUUCUCAACUGCGUUCUCCGCUGAUGGCUCCAAAUUUGUUGUUGGGUCGCAAGAGGGGGCUGUGGUCGUGUGGGAUGUGCGCAGCACGAAGCCGCUGAAGGUGAUGCAGACGAAUAAGCACAGGGGAUUGGAGCGGAUUGCGAACGGCGAGGCAAGCGGAUAUCUGUACGAUCAGCCAUGGGACUGGACGAGGGGAGCGGGUAGUGCACCCGGGUGGGGUGUCCGGAGUUUGAAGUUCAGCCCAUCUGGCGUCGGACGAGAGGUGCUGACCUUCACGGAGCACACGGCGCUCGUCCAUGUUAUUGAUGCCCGGACCUUCGAGAAAGAGGAGAUCAUACGCAUGCCCACUCCCGCCGCACGACCAGUGCUGGAGACAAUGCCCAUUCGGCCAAGAUCAACAUCACCGCCUAUCCCACAUCCUGCUAGUUUCUCAUCGAUGGCGAACAUACGCUCGUCGCCACCCCCGCGGAUAGUCCUCUUCAGUGGUGCACUCGAAGACACCUUCCGUAUACCCUCAACCUCGGAGACCAACUCACGGAGGAGAGCCCUUGGCCGUCGGUUGCGCGGCAGUGGCAGGGAUGAUGUCAACCCGGAUGACGAUGUCGACGGUAUCGUCGUCAUCCCGCCGUUAGGCGAUCCUCAGGUAGAGGACGACGUCCGCCGGCUCCUCAGCGAGCAAGGCCUUCGCACACGGUCGGCGGUCCUCGAUCGUGGCGAGGUUCGGGACACCGCUAUGAGCGAACGAGAACGCGACCCUCCAGAAGAUGACGAUGCGAUGGACGUUGACGAGCCUGAAUCCGACUGCUUCUCGUCGCAUACCCCGUCGCGCGCGUCCUCGCCUGCUCUGCCUCCGACUCCGCAUCCACCCUCACGUUCGGCCGACCAUCUACGCGUGCCCUUCCCGGUCUCGCUCGCGCCACGCGAGAGCGUGCAACGGCUGUCGUCGCGCCGGCGUAGACGCGUAAAACCCGCGGAGCCGGAGGUCGACGUCGACCUGGCGGGUACGUGCUUCGACCCGACGGGCUCGUCGAUCUACGUCGCGUCCGUGAAGGGUAUCGCGGAGUGGACCGUGCGCGGCGCGGAGCAGCGCUGGUGGACAGACCCCGAGUGGGCGUGAAGCGGUGUGCGGUUUGUAAUUGUGUGUCUGUAUCUGUGUCUGCUUGCUCAUGCUGUGUGUGGUACAUCUCUCCCUUCCGAGUCUGUAUACUCCCUGUCGCUAUUGCGGAUGGUGGUUCCUACAUGUCUACAUGUAUGUAUGAUUAUGCACGCUAUCGGAUUCUCAAUUGUACCUGUUUUACGAGACGUCAUGACUAUCUAUUGCCUAUGUUCGGAUUUCUGAGUGCACUGAAAGUUUGAACUUGUUUAGGACCUGUGACCCUUGACGUUUGGCUUCAUAUGUGCCCACUCGUUUCGAACGGUCC
This is a messenger RNA of Rhodofomes roseus, 2702 nucleotides long. RefSeq names its product WD40-repeat-containing domain protein. The record is from RefSeq and is a predicted model, not a curated record. Lineage: Eukaryota; Fungi; Basidiomycota; Agaricomycetes; Polyporales; Fomitopsidaceae. Gene Ontology annotation, molecular function: protein binding. The coding region runs from base 488 to 2398 and encodes 636 amino acids. The transcript has 5 exons.